AUGAGGUUUCAUGCUCCCAUAAUCGCAAGUAUAGCGAGCAUCGUUGCGUUUUCAGACAGCUUUGUUCUUCCUCCCCCAACGGGCUUGUUCAGCGUCGGCUCUAAAGCACAUGUUCUGCCAAAGAUCACUUUCGACGACCCUGUGGCACCUAACGGCACUGGAACCUCCAUUCUACUCAAUAUCUUUUAUCCGACCAAACAAAAGGCUUCACCAUCAAAGUACAUCUGGAGUGGACUUUCUAGUCUUUAUGACACAUAUUUCAAACUUCCCAAUGGUUCAUUUCGCAACGUCACCGCCCGUACAGCCUACGAAGCCGAGCCACUCCUUUUGAAAGAAUGGAAAGGAUUGAACCUACCAACACUCAUCUUCAGCCCGCCCUUCGCUGGACCGCCAUCUCAGGUGUUCCAUGCCCUUAUCUCCGAUCUAGUAUCCCAUGGAUACUCAGUAGUGACCAUGGAUCAUCCAUACGAGCAACCGUACCUCCAACUACCCGACGGCACCGGCAUUCCAGGCUUGCCAUUCGAUUAUGAUACAAACACAGAAGAAGGAGUUCAACUCCUACAGCGCGUGCAUGAAUAUCGCCUCACGGAUGCCGACGCAGUCCUCGAAGCCAUGCCCGCUCUCUCGAAAAAUCUUUCGAUACCUCUCAACCUUACACAUUUCUCUUUCCUCGGUCACUCGCUCGGUGGCUCUGCAGCACUCAGUCAGAUCCUAUACGAACGUAAUCACACAUCCAAACGCAAGCAUCGAAUUCUCGGCGCUCUAAAUAUGGACGGAAGUCUCUGGGGCCCGGCUGCUGCAAACGACUCUUCUGCAGACCUACGCAUACCCAGCCUGAUCUUGAGUUCGGCAUACCACAAAGGUGAUCCACAGUUUGCAGACUUUGAUGCACAGCAAUCGACCUGGGCCAAAGAGAUAAACGUUGGAGGGAAGUCUAAUCACACUGACUUCUCCGAUCUAAUUGUAUUGAAGCAGGGACUCGGAAUUUCAGGUGGUGAGGGAGCAGUUACUGCGCACAGGAUGAUCAAGAUUACGCGGACACUUGUACAAAGCUUCCAAGGUUACCUAUUGGGCAAAGGUGAAGGUAUUCUAAGCGGCACAAACGAGACUGGAGCUGCCUGGCCGGAACUGGACUGGUUGUACAACAAGACAGGCUCAGAAUCCACUUGA
Alternaria arborescens is the source of this 1170-nucleotide messenger RNA. RefSeq lists its product as hypothetical. Lineage: Eukaryota; Fungi; Ascomycota; Dothideomycetes; Pleosporales; Pleosporaceae. The coding region runs from base 1 to 1170 and encodes 389 amino acids. The transcript has a single exon. Gene Ontology annotation, molecular function: 1-alkyl-2-acetylglycerophosphocholine esterase activity. The record is from RefSeq and is a predicted model, not a curated record.